AUGACAGUCGAAGCAAAAACGUUCACGAACAAAUCUAAUGGCGAAACAUUCACAAAAGGCACCUAUAACGGUAUUGAAGUCUUACGUAGAGACAAGGAUGGUUAUAUAAAUGCAACAAAUAUGUGUCAGCAGUUUAGGAAAGACUUUAGAAAGUUGUUGGAAAAUAAGUCCUGGGAAGAGUAUUUUAAGGCAUUUUGUGAAGAAUAUACCACCCGCCGGAAUUCCGGCGGGUGCUUUUUAUACAAUGUUAAUGCAGGAAUUCCCGAUGAAAUCAAACAGGUUAGAGGAACGUAUGUAGACCCAAGACUCGUAAACUAUAUAGCAAUGUGGGCUUCUCCAAAAUAUUGCAUAGCAGUUGGAAAAAUUAUGGACUCCAUAGACAAGAAAGUUCAUGAGAAAUUAG
Messenger RNA from Trichomonas vaginalis G3, 403 nucleotides. Its product is annotated as KilA, N-terminal/APSES-type HTH, DNA-binding family. The transcript has a single exon. Gene Ontology annotation, molecular function: DNA binding. NCBI's taxonomy places the organism in Eukaryota, Parabasalia, Trichomonadida, Trichomonadidae. The record is from RefSeq and is a predicted model, not a curated record. The annotation marks the transcript as partial.